This is a messenger RNA of Ambispora leptoticha, 294 nucleotides long. The record is from the annotation of a GenBank genome assembly. Lineage: Eukaryota; Fungi; Glomeromycota; Glomeromycetes; Archaeosporales; Ambisporaceae.
UGAUCGACACGUGCUUCGAAACGUGUUUAAAUUAAUGUCUCUUCAAAAAAAGGAAUGGCCCGCGUGGGCUGCUUCGUAUCCCCUCUUGAAUCAAGUAUGGAUAAGACCAUUAGUAUCGAUAACGCAAGACUCACAAACCGAAUUUACGGGAAGGGAAUUUCCUGGACAAAUUUAUCAAGUAAACGAAGAAAGUGUGGAGAUAUGGAACAGGAAAAAAGUCAAGUUUGUUGAUGCCAUGGUUCAUGACACUCAAUAUUGUUUUCCUUGCAAAUUUCCUCCGCUAAUCGAUAAUGA